Molecule: messenger RNA, 1034 nt
Organism: Styela clava
Lineage: Eukaryota; Metazoa; Chordata; Ascidiacea; Stolidobranchia; Styelidae
Source: RefSeq, a predicted model, not a curated record
UCGUUGAGCCCAAAAGUACUUGAUUAGAAAAAUCUAUCAACUUUGAAAUAGCAUUUUUGUUCCUGUUUUACAGUUAUUACAAUUAAAUAAUUUUUGAAAAAGAUCUUUGACAAUGGUCCGCCUGUGUCUAAUGCUUCUAGCAAGAAGAAGACCUUUCCCUCAGCAUAUUAGUGAAUACGCUAUACCAGAGAGUUACAAGCAUAUAAAACAUGGACAAGUAAAAUGGCGAGACUAUAAAUCAACGUAUGUGGAACCACCAUAUUAUUACAAAUGGACAAUGGAUUCGCCAUAUUCUCCGAUGGAGCAAAGAAAAAUUCGUGCUAAGGAACAUAUUAAUUGGUACAGGCAUAAUUAUGAUAAAAUUAAAUAUACGCCGCCGGAUAAAUGGCUUUUCCAUGUCGGCGAUAAAGUUGAAAUCCUUGCCGGAAAAGAUAAAGGAAAAAAGGGUGAAGUUGUCAUGAUUGUGCCGCAGAGAAAUUGGGUUGUUGUUGGUGGCCGUAAUUUUAAAUACAGGCAAACAGAAUCGAAUGAAGUACACGCUGAAGAGCAACCACUAGAACAUGACGAAGUCGCUCUCCUUGACCCUGUCGAUAAUGAAAAAACCGACAUAGAAUUUAAAGCAAACGAAAAAGGAGAUUUAGUUAGAGUUUCUGUACGUUCUGGGCACGUAAUUACAAUACCUUUGGAAAUGCUGGCUGAUAGAACUUUAAAAUGCGAAUACUUGGAACAGUCUAAAGACACAAAUGUAGAUGAUGCUUUGAAAAGAACAUUUACACCUUCAAUAUCCACUGUAGAACAGGAAUUAGAGAAACAAUUUAAUGUUGAAACAAUGGAAAAAGAGUUUUAUUGGUAUUAGAAUUUGAGGGGUUCCCAGAUAUUUGGAAAAAAUUUGACAGGUUAUCUCAUCGAAAUAUGAAACUAUAUUUACCAAAGUUUUUCAAUAAAAAGCUAAAGUUCAAAAAUCAAGAAAUUCACGCUUUACUCAUAUUUAAAAACAGUAAACUUUUGGAAUUUGUGGGUAAAUCAAAUAUAGA